Momordica charantia (bitter melon) is the source of this 2567-nucleotide messenger RNA. It is a transcript of the gene YSL6, whose product is annotated as YELLOW STRIPE like 6. The record is from RefSeq and is a predicted model, not a curated record. Gene Ontology annotation, molecular function: oligopeptide transmembrane transporter activity. Gene Ontology annotation, cellular component: vacuolar membrane. Lineage: Eukaryota; Viridiplantae; Streptophyta; Magnoliopsida; Cucurbitales; Cucurbitaceae.
UCCACUACAGUCGCAGCACACAACCCAACGAAUCAAUUCCGUAUGACAGCGCCUUUCCGCACCCAUUGGCCAUCUCAUUCUAAUCCGCUCGAAUCACACAACCCAAUAACGCAUCGAGAGGGAUAUCCGUCCAGUUAAAGAAUCAAUCUUCGCGCUUCGAAUCGUAGGAUUGUAAGAUUAUUAGCUCCAUUGAAUCUCGGGUAUCGGGGGAAAAGGGGAAGAAGAAAAGAAAAAAGUGGGAUCUCAAUGGGGACGGAGAACACGCGAUUAGAGAUCUCGGAGCCGCUAUUAUUGGAGCCCCAAGAUUCUAAGUCCGUGGAAUCUGAUGAUUUGGAGGAAAUCCCAGGAUGGAAAGAGCAGAUCACGAUCAGAGGGCUGGCUGUGAGCGCUUUAUUGGGGACUUUGUUCUGUAUCAUCACCCACAAGCUGAAUCUUACAGUGGGGAUCAUCCCGUCGUUGAACGUCGCCGCCGGGUUACUGGGUUUCUUCUUCGUCAAAUCCUGGACUGGGGUGUUGUCCAAUUUGGGAUUCUCCGUCGUACCCUUUACCAAGCAAGAGAACACCGUCAUUCAGACAUGUGUUGUGGCUUGCUACGGCCUCGCCUUCAGCGGAGGAUCCGGUUCUUAUAUGAUUGCAAUGAAUGAGAGAACAUAUAAACUAAUUGGCACAGAUUAUCCGGGUAACCGGGCAGAAGAUGUGAUAAACCCAGGAUUGACAUGGAUGAUCGGUUUUAUGUUUGUCGUUAGCUUCCUUGGGCUGUUCAGUCUUGUACCACUGCGUAAGGUGAUGGUCUUGGAUUACAAGCUUACAUAUCCCAGUGGUACAGCCACCGCUAUGUUGAUAAAUAGUUUUCAUACGAACACCGGAGCCGAGCUUGCAGGAAAGCAGGUACAUUGUCUUGGAAAAUAUCUAGGGAUAAGUUUCGUUUGGAGCUUUUUUAAGUGGUUCUUCAGUGGCAUUGGAGAUUCAUGUGGAUUUGAUAAUUUCCCCAGUUUUGGCUUGGAAUUAUAUAAGAAUACGUUUUAUUUCGACUUUAGUCCAACGUAUGUGGGUUGUGGCCUCAUUUGUCCUCACAUUGUAAACUGCUCUGUUCUUCUUGGAGCAAUUAUAUCAUGGGGGUUUCUUUGGCCAUUCAUUACUCAGCAUGCUGGGGACUGGUAUCCAGCCGACCUCAAGAGCAAUGACUUUAAAGGACUUUAUGGAUAUAAGGUCUUCGUAGCGAUUUCCAUCAUCCUCGGCGACGGUCUGUAUAAUUUGAUCAAAAUUAUAUCCCUUACUGUCAAAGAAAUUUACAAUAAAAGCACCACACAGAGUAACCUGCCUGUCAAAGAAAAGGCCACAGAUGGUGAGAGUUCUAAAUUGCUAGCGGAGCAGAAAAGGAAGGACGAGGUAUUUCUCAAAGACAGAAUACCGUCAUGGUUUGCAGCCUCGGGAUAUGUUGGCCUAGCAGCGAUAUCAAUAGCGACAAUUCCGAUAAUCUUCCCACCCCUGAAGUGGUAUCUGGUUCUUGGCGCGUACAUUGUCGCCCCUGCCCUUGCAUUCUGCAACUCCUAUGGCACUGGCCUUACUGACUGGAAUUUAUCGUCUACUUAUGGGAAGAUUGGUCUUUUUCUAUUUGCUUCUCUAGUCGGAAACAAUGGCGGGGUUAUUGCAGGAUUAGCAGCUUGCGGUGUUAUGAUGUCCAUUGUUUCUACGGCCGCUGAUCUCAUGCAAGACUUCAAGACGGGUUAUCUUACUCUUUCUUCAGCCAAGUCCAUGUUUAUAAGCCAGCUAGUAGGGACAGCCAUGGGCUGUGUGAUUGCCCCCCUUACAUUCUGGUUAUUUUGGAGCGCUUUCGACGUCGGUUUACCUGAUAGUCCAUACAAAGCCCCGUACGCCGUGAUAUUCAGAGAAAUGGCCAUUCUAGGAGUUCAGGGCUUCUCAGAGCUUCCCAAGUAUUGUCUAGCCAUGUGUUGUGGUUUCUUUAUUGCAGCUUUCCUCGUGAACCUUUUAAGAGACAUCGGUCCAAAGAAGAUAUCACCAUUCAUCCCGAUUCCAAUGGCCAUGGCUGUACCUUUCUAUAUCGGAGCUUACUUUGCCAUCGAUAUGUUUGUUGGGACCGUUAUCCUGUUUGUAUGGGAGCGGAUUAAUCGGAAGGAUGCAGAGGAUUACGCUGGAGCAGUUGCUUCGGGUUUGAUAUGUGGCGAUGGAAUAUGGACGAUCCCAUCAGCUGUGCUUUCUAUUUUAAGGAUCAAUCCACCCAUCUGCAUGUCCUUCAAGCCUACAAGUGGCUGAACUGCAAAACUGAAGCAGGGUCACAUUCUAAAUUAUAUAUCAGUAGAACAAGCAAGCAUUUGUGUUUCAGUUUGUAUAUACAGGUCCAUUGUCCCUUAAGUUUUAGGGUAGUCUUUAUGAUCUCAACCUUGAAUUUGAUGUACUUUGGAUGACUCUUUUUCACCCCCAUUUCAUUUUUAAAGCCAAAAUGCCAAAUAGUUCAGGUUCCUUUGUCUGAUAUAUUGAAGCUAUGCCAAACUUACUCAAUUCCGUGAAGUUUGUCCACGAAGAAAAAAACUGAAUUUCGCAGCCUA